AACUGUCAUUCAAUACGUGUUUGAGUGCUUUCAUUAAAUUUCUUAAUCACUUGUUGAGUGGCUAACUGUGACAUCGUUACUUUUUUUCUACUCCCUCUAAAGAAAGUACCGGAAUUCCUACAUCUCGCCAACUAUGUAACAGCCUAUUUUAAGCUUUUGACGUUUCGUAAUUGUAUCGCGAUUUGCCACCAGUUUUUAUGGAAAUGAUUGCGGUCGUAGAAAAACUAUAUUUCAUCAAUCUAUACCUACUGUCUCAGAAAAGUAUCGACAAUAAGAUCCAGAUCAAAUCAUCUCAAUCGACUACAACAUUGAAUUAUUAGAAUUUUCCAUCUCUCUCUAAAGAUGGUAAUAUUUUUCAUUCGUUCACAUAACUUCACAAAAAAAUGGAAAUAUUAUUUUCAUUGCCAUAGUUAAUUUCAAUUAGUUUUCAUUCAAGCUAAAGGAUAUUAAAUUUAGCAAUGGCAUGACGUCAUGGAUAGCGAAUCAGAGAUGCCAACUCUAUCCACCUUGAAAACGCACACAAACUUCUCAAAUUGAAGUUUGUAUUUGUACUCUAAACAAACCUAUAAAAAUAUUCGCUUUGGACAAUAAUCAAAUUGCAUCACUAUGGUAGAACAUGAAAAUAAUGAAAUAUUUCAUCCUUUUUUGGAUAUAAUGCAUUGUACCAUAAUUUUUAAUAUGAAUAUAAACAUAUAGAUAUACAACUCUAUAAUCCGUGCACUGAAUUCUGAAAUCAAAUUGUUUACGAUGGGAAAUUGUUUGUCAUAACCUCUCAGACUAAAAUGACGUAAAUCAAUGAUAUAAUAAUAAAAAUGAUCAUUAUUUAAGAUAUUAUAGUAUUAUAUUUUUCAUUAUGUUUUCUAAAAUAAUCAUACCAUCAAGGCCAAUUAUAAAGUAUCGUUCUAUAGUAAGAUCAAUAUCUUUAAGUACUACAAAUUAUCGAAUUGCUAAUGAUUCAAAUGCUGUAUAUAUUUUUGAUCGAUAUACUAAGUCUCUUCAACGAGAAAGAGCGUCAGCAGCUCAAGAUGUGAACCUGUAUGACUAUUUGAAAGAUGAAGUAGGUUACCGGAUUGCAGAUAGAGUUUUUGAUAUCAAGAGAAAAUUCACAUUGGCAGCCGAUAUAGGAUGUGGUAGAGGAUAUGUAUCUAAACAUUUGUCAAAAGACUCGAUAGAUCAAUUAAUACUUUGUGAUGUUAGCAAAUCAAACUUGGAAGCAUCCUCAGCAAUGGUUGAAAAGGACAUAAGAGUUGAAACAAAAAUUUUGGAUGAAGAAAAUAUUGAGUUUGAACCAAAUUCAUUAGACCUAGUGGUCUCCAGUUUAGCACUACAUUGGGUGAACGAUCUACCCAAGGCGUUUAAGCAAAUUCUGAAUGCUCUAAGAGAAGAUGGAGUAUUUUUGGCUUCUGUUUUUGGAGGUGAUACCCUUUAUGAACUCCGGUCAUCUCUUCAGUUAGCAGAACAAGAAAGGCAAGGGGGAAUUUCACCUCAUAUUUCACCCUUCACAGAAGUGAGAGAUAUAGGAUCUCUUUUAACAAAUGCUGGUUUUUCUAUGCUAACCAUUGACACAGACGAGAUAAUUGUUAAUUAUCCAUCUAUGUUUGAGCUGAUGUGGGAUUUGAAAGGCAUGGCCGAAAGCAACGCUGCUUUCAAUCGAUCUAUACGUUUGAAUCGUGAUGUGCAGUUUGCAGCUGCUGCUAUUUAUAAAGAACUGUACCGUAAAGUUGAUAAGGAAUCGGGAGAUGUAAUUGUCCCUGCAACUUUUCAGGUGAUUAAUAUGCUUGGUUGGAAACCUCACUCUUCACAACCUAAACCAAUGCAAAGAGGUACAGCUAAUACAUCUCUCAAAGAUUUGUAUAAAUUAGAUGAAAUCAUCAAAGAGGUGAAAACAGUUGACCAUGAUGAUAAGAAAUAAAUAUAUUAAUUGUUAUCAAAUACUUGUUUUCUAAUUCAAUUAUGUUUUAAAAUUAUCAGAAUUAUUUUGGUCUUCAGGUUAUUCAAAUAAAACUCUGAAAGUCA
Messenger RNA from Harmonia axyridis, 2016 nucleotides. RefSeq names its product arginine-hydroxylase NDUFAF5, mitochondrial. Gene Ontology annotation, biological process: mitochondrial respiratory chain complex I assembly. The record is from RefSeq and is a predicted model, not a curated record. Gene Ontology annotation, molecular function: S-adenosylmethionine-dependent methyltransferase activity. The transcript is spliced from 5 exons. Gene Ontology annotation, cellular component: mitochondrion. Lineage: Eukaryota; Metazoa; Arthropoda; Insecta; Coleoptera; Coccinellidae. Bases 854 to 1912 code for a protein of 352 amino acids.